CUUUGCUUCCUGUAAUGACGCAGAGCUGCUGGGUGCUCGGAGUCGUGUGGUCACAAGGCCCAAGGCAUCCCAAAAGUUUUAGCAGCUACCUGGUGUUACGUGGCAGUUCUCCCUGCGGCCGUGCAGCUCCAGGAGAAAGCGGGCUUGUGGGAGUCCUUCACGUCUUUCCAAGGGAGAUAAGCUAAGUUUAAGCAACCCUUCUAACCCUGCUCUUCCUCCAGUACUAAAAGACCUAGAGAUGGCCAAGCUGGGGGAUUCUGAUGUUCAUGUCAAGAUGUUAGCAGCCCCUAUCAAUCCAGCAGACAUCAACAUGAUCCAAGGGACGUACGCCAUCCUCUCCGAGCUGCCGGCAGUAGGGGGCAAUGAAGGCGUUGGCCAAGUGGUGGAGAUCGGCAGUCGUGUGACGUCCGUGAAACCUGGCGACUGGGUGAUCCCAGCAGACACUGGACUUGGGACGUGGCGGACGGAAGCAGUGUUCCCCGAAGGGACCCUGCUGCGAGUGCCCAGUGACAUCCCCGUGCUCUGCGCCGCCACCCUGAGCGUCAACCCCUGCACGGCGUACAGGAUGCUGGCCGACUUUGAGACCCUGAGGCCGGGUGACUCUGUCAUCCAGAACGCUGCCAACAGCGGCGUGGGCCAGGCCGUGAUCCAGAUCGCGAAAGCCUCCGGCAUCAGGACCAUCAACGUGGUCCGAGACAGACCUGAUCUCCCAAAGCUGGUGGAAAGAUUGAUGUCCCUUGGUGCAGACCAUGUCAUCACAGAAGAAAUGCUGAGAAAGCCAGACAUGAAGGAUUUAUUUAAGAGCAUCCCAAAGCCCCGGCUCGCCCUGAACUGCGUCGGAGGGAAAAGCACUACUGAGAUGCUGCGGCACCUGCAGCACAAAGGGACCAUGGUCACCUAUGGAGGAAUGGCGAAGCAGCCUGUGAUGGUCCCUGUGAGUGCGUUCAUCUUCAAGGAUGUGAAGCUCCGUGGAUUCUGGAUGACCCAGUGGAAGAAAGACCAAAUGCACAACAAGGACAACCUGGAGAGCAUGAUACAGAGCUUGUGUGAGCUCAUUCGGAAAGGGCAGCUCACCACACCAGCAUGCACGGAGAUCCCACUCGAGGACUACAGGACAGCCCUGGAGGCCUCCAUGAAGCCGUUCACAUCAUCGAAACAGAUACUCAUCCUGUGACUCCCCGAGGGAGGGCUCAGGUGUUGCAGCAGGCUGAACUGCAGGUGCUUCCCAUCACGCUGGACCCUGUAACUGGAUCCCAGCUGGCUUACAAACAUUUCCUUUGCCAUGUUGUCUGCAGGGGAAGGUACUAAGGGGAGAAAAACAACUCUAGAUCCAUCAAUUUUUUUGCCCACUUGAAGUUUCAAAAGCCUCUGCAACUUUGCAUAAAUGGCACUGUGAGAGCAGGUUAUAAUUGCUUUUGGAGAGAGAUUCCAACCUUGCUUUAGCUUAGAUGAGUUUCAUUGCAAUGGAAAGCUCAGGGUGUUAAGGCAGCUGUUGCAGGAAUUGCAGGCAGAGGUGACUGCAGGUGAUCAGGCAGUUGAGGAUGUGAGGAGCAAAAGUUCCCAUUUGGGUGCAUUUGUGUAACAACAGGAAGGGCAGUAAGUUCGUUCUGCCAUCCACGGUAGCUGCUCGCUGCCUUCUGCCUCAUUUACUAGCUCUAACUUUCAUUCUGCUGUUUAUAUUGCCGUCACCUCCAGGUGAUUCAGGCUCUUCUCAGGUCGCUUUGCAGGGAAGUGCACAGCUGGUUGAUGCUUACCUCUGAGCCAGCACUGGCACAGCCAAACCUUCCACUGCUAAAGGCACUCUUGCUCUUGGCCACCCCACAACACGCAGAGGCCCAGCAGCGUCCAGCAGAGUGGGAUCGGAGACUGCUGUCCCUGCUCUGAUAUCGGGCGGUCUCUUGCUAAGUGCUGCUCAGCUGUGCUGCAGCCUCAGCCAGUGCCAGGCCACGUUGAGGGCAUUGCCAUCACAGGUCCAUGAGCUCAGGAUGACCCCAAUCCCUCCCACCCUUGGGAGGAAAACAGGGCAACGCAGCUGCACUUGCAGCCUAGCACCAGCUGCUGUUUGGGACCUACUAUAGGGACAGGCACUGCCAGGACAGGCAGGAUUGCAUUGGGGGUGCAGUGAUACAUGCCUGCAUGCCAUUGCUUUGAUCAUCAUCGCAAAUUAAAUCCAAUGAGACAGAGGGUCGGAUAUGAACAUGAACUUUAAAGCACUGGCUGAAGAUUACAGGGUCGCCUGGUGCCAGCAGGCUGCUCUGCCAACGCAGCCACUGGGCUCACCUGCAUGAAUGGCGUGCUCCUCCGGGUGCAUUUCCUCAGCCUCCUCUGCCAGGAGCAGUGGCUCCAUCAUUGCCAGCCUCAGGGUGAAAUGCUAAGCCAGACAGAUGCUAGGGGGACAUGCACUCCUUUGAAAGCAUUGCAAUGCCUUCCCUUGGGAGACAGGCUGGGGUGCGAGGAGGUGAUCGGCUCUCUUGGCCUGUGGGAUUAGUCGCUCUCCAAGGUGGAUGGUCCAGAGUGGGGACAAAUGGAGCAGGUGAGGAGGUGUCCAGUGCAAAUCAUGAGGACAAGCCCACUCCCUGCAAGAGAGGAGGGUCUGUGUGAGGCCUCCCAGCAUCUGGGACCUCCGUGGCAUUACAGACAGACCACCCUGGGCAGGCUCAGGUGUUGAGGGCUUUGCCCAGAGGAAAAGGAGGCUGGAGAAAUGGCAUAAAAACAAGCAGAAAUGAAGACUUACCAAGCGCCAGCCACCACUGCCACACCAGCGGGAACUGUCCCAUCACUGCAAGACACAGCAGACAUCUCAGGGAGUGCCUCAGUUCUCGUGUCCCUGUGUUUGAGCUGGGGAUGGGACUCCCCUCCUGGUUUGCAGCUGGAUUUUCCCAGGGCCUUGGUCCUGGGUGCUGGGUCCAAGCCCUCAGUGGGAGCCCAGCUGCCUGCGUUGCCCUUGUUUGGGGUCUCAAAUGCAUGUAGGAAGGGGGUGGCUUUUUGCAGUACCUUGACUUGAACUAAUUUUUGCUGCUGUUACUAAACCACUGGCACUAUGAUUGUGAGACUUGCAGAGAAAUCUCUUUGAAAUCAGUGUUUUAACUUUUUUUUUUUUAAGAUGCUGUCAAUAAAUUUUUCUGUGUUCAGUUCUGUGCGACUUGCCUAGGCCGAUUGUAAGUGCUGCUUCCCCAGCAAGCAUAGUUAAGAAGGAAGACCUCGUACUGAUCUCAAAUUCACCUGCAGCUGUGCAAAGACUCCCAUUGGUGUCUUGAGGCUUUGAAAGAGGACUAGGGUAGCUAACCUGCAGAAUGUGCUAAAGCAGGAUAUUU
Molecule: messenger RNA, 3314 nt
Organism: Struthio camelus australis
Lineage: Eukaryota; Metazoa; Chordata; Aves; Struthioniformes; Struthionidae
Source: RefSeq, a predicted model, not a curated record